UAAGCAUGUUACUUAGAAAUGAAAGAGAAGAGACAAAACAGUUUUGUUAGACAAGCAAUGUAAAUUUCCCUGGAAGGCUUAGCAGCUCUAGAAUCUUCAGUUUUGCAGAAAAAACUUGAAUACUUCUUUUGAAAAUUGUCACCUCAGCUAUAAAAAGUCAGCCAGUGCUGAUUGGUCAAGCCAUAUUUACAUGGGCAUUAUUAACUUUUACAGCAGCACUUUUCCUUUUAUGAAAAUAUAUCCGUUCAUAGUUCUUGACAGGGAAAAUCAGAUCUAUGGUUCAAAUCUCAGUCAGGGUCUCAUUACACCUGUAUUUACAUUUGUUUUCCUUAAUUGAAGAUCUAAUUAUUGAUUAAUUCAAUCUUUGUGAUGUUUGUAUUAUUUUUAUUUUCCCUUUUAUAAUUUCAGGCAACACCAAGAGAUAGUGAAAGUGAUACUAUCCCAGGCUGAAGUGGAAUUUGAUAUUCGUAACACUCAUAAUCAGACACCAUUCCUCCAGGCUGUUUCUAAGGGUAACCUUGAGAUCAUGCAGAUGUUAGUAUUAAAAGGAGCAGAUCUUGACGCUAUAAAUAAAGAUGGUGACAAUUGCUUGCAUAUUGCAUUGAGGGAGAAAAUGUUUCACUCUGAAAGUGAACAUCUUGAAAUUUUAGAUGAGAUUUCCUGUCAGCUCAAAGAAGACAGAUUGUCCAGUAUAGUUGUAGCUGGAUAUCUGGCAAAACAAGGAGCAAACUUCUAUCAUAAAAACAAAAACAACACCACACCACUUGACAUCAUCAAGAAUUCAGAUUUGAAAAGGAGACUGGAACUAUAUCUUGUAAAAGUGUAUGAGUGUUAUGUAUGUGGAGAUAAUCGAAUUUCUAUAAAAUUCCACCCCUGCCGACAUAGGAUAAUAUGUGAAGAAUGUUGCUCUAAGAUAGAGAUCAAAAAAUGUAAUAGAUGCAAACAGACUGUGAUUCACAAAACUAGGUUUGAUGGGUCUGAAUUUAAAACAGUAAAUCCACCUCAGGUGUUCAAAAACAAACAACUCAGUGAUGAAAUGAUAUGCACAAUAUGUAUGGAGCAUCGUUGGGAUAUGGUCUUUGAUUGUGGCCAUACCACUUGUAAAAAAUGUGGUGAAGUACUUGAUAAAUGUCAUAUGUGUAGGAAACAUAUUAAGAAAAAGAUUAUGAUACAUUGAUUAGUUCCUUACUUCUACUUUUGUCUUUGCUCCAUCUCUCAGCUUUCCCACCCACUUUCUACCUUGUCAAUUAACAGAAUUAACAAAUAUGUUUUUGUAUAAGUAUCUACAUAUUCAUAUAUAUGUGAGUAUAUAUGUGUGUGUGCGUUUAUAUCUGUAUAUAUAUAUAUAUAAUAUAUAUAU
Messenger RNA from Octopus sinensis (East Asian common octopus), 1360 nucleotides. Its product is annotated as E3 ubiquitin-protein ligase MIB2-like. The transcript is spliced from 5 exons. The coding region runs from base 527 to 1177 and encodes 216 amino acids. Gene Ontology annotation, biological process: protein ubiquitination. Gene Ontology annotation, cellular component: cytoplasm. Gene Ontology annotation, molecular function: ubiquitin-protein transferase activity. Lineage: Eukaryota; Metazoa; Mollusca; Cephalopoda; Octopoda; Octopodidae. The record is from RefSeq and is a predicted model, not a curated record.